CCCCCUGACGUCAGCCUCCCGGUGCCAUUUAAGGCCCAUCCCGCGCUCUGCUGCGAGUCCUGGAGCUGCUGCUGCCGAGUCAGGAUAUCACCUCCCCGCGCGGCCGACGCCCUCCCGACGUGCAGUCCCGGUUCCUUCCUCUUCCAAAACCAGUAUGGCAACUCUCAAGGAUCAGCUGAUUCACAAUCUUCUUAAGGAAGAACAGACCCCCCAGAAUAAGAUUACAGUUGUUGGGGUUGGUGCUGUUGGCAUGGCCUGUGCCGUCAGUAUCUUAAUGAGGGACUUGGCCGAUGAACUCGCUCUUGUGGAUGUCAUAGAAGACAAACUGAAGGGAGAGAUGAUGGAUCUCCAACACGGCAGCCUUUUCCUUAGAACACCAAAAAUUGUCUCUAGCAAAGACUAUAACGUAACUGCACAUUCCAAGCUGGUUAUUAUCACAGCUGGAGCACGUCAGCAAGAGGGAGAGAGCCGUCUUAAUUUGGUCCAGCGUAACGUGAAUAUCUUUAAAUUCAUCAUUCCUAACGUUGUAAAAUACAGCCCGAACUGCAAGUUGCUUAUUGUUUCUAAUCCAGUGGAUAUCCUUACCUAUGUGGCUUGGAAGAUCAGUGGCUUUCCGAAAAACCGUGUUAUCGGAAGUGGUUGUAAUCUGGAUUCAGCACGGUUCCGUUACCUAAUGGGGGAGAGGCUGGGAGUUCACCCAUUGAGCUGUCAUGGUUGGGUCCUUGGGGAGCACGGAGACUCUAGUGUGCCUGUUUGGAGUGGAGUGAAUGUUGCUGGUGUCUCCCUGAAACACCUACACCCUGAAUUAGGCACUGAUGCAGAUAAGGAACAGUGGAAAGAGGUUCACAAACAGGUGGUUGAAAGUGCUUAUGAGGUGAUCAAACUGAAGGGCUAUACCUCCUGGGCCAUUGGACUGUCUGUGGCAGAUUUGGCAGAAAGUAUAAUGAAGAAUCUUAGGCGGGUACAUCCCAUUUCCACCAUGAUUAAGGGUCUCUAUGGAAUUAAAGAUGACGUCUUCCUUAGCGUUCCUUGUAUCUUGGGACAGAAUGGAAUCUCUGACGUUGUGAAGGUGACCUUGACCCCUGAAGAAGAGUCCCGUUUGAAGAAGAGUGCAGAUACACUCUGGGGGAUCCAAAAAGAGCUGCAGUUUUAAGCCUUCUCUUGUACCAUUUCACUGUCUAGGCUAUAAAAGGAUUUUAGUUGGGGGCUUCCGUGUUGUCCUUUUUACCUGGUCUAUGAUUAAAGCAGUAAAAUUGUGACUUAGGAAAAAUAUCCAGUUUCCUAAAGUUAGACAUAAGAAUGGUACAUAAAACCUUACAUCUGUAUCCUGAUGGUGGGUAAUACUUAAUCUUGUGUAGUUCUCCAUAGUUGGUAUAAAAUACUUCACCACCUCUGAGACAUCGCUGCCAGUGUUGCGCAUGCUGCAACUGCCCUUCCAACCAGAAGAAUGUGUUUACUGUGUGUUACUGGUUCCUUCACCCAACAUGCCCAGUUUUUUUUCCCACUCGGUCACAUCCUGGGCUCCAAAGUGUAAAUCCAAUAUUGCAUGUCUUGUGCAUAAUUGUUCUAAAGGAUUUUAUUUUGUGUGCUAUUUCAGAGUAGUGUACAUUGCCGUGUAAUGUAAAAAGAUCUACAGAUAAACAAUGCUGUCAUACCAACUAAAACACCAAAUAAACCAUGAACAGUGACAACUCUGUUAAUUUAUUGCAUUAAGAUAUAAAGUCACAAAGCUGCUGUUUAUUCAUUAUAUUAUUGGUAUGGUACCCUACAAUUCAUGUAGGGAACAUUCUAUAUACAAAUGUAAAAAAUAGAUUUUUUGCCAACUGAACACAGCAAUGAACUUUGCCACUGCAGGUAACAGAUUUUUAAGAAACUUCGCCCACUGGAAACACAUACCAUAAUGGUACUCAAGUUUUAAGCUAGUUUUGGUGGUUCUUACUGGAUUCCCUCAGAACAUUUCUAGAACCAUAACCCUGAUACAGGCCUGAAAACCUUACUUCUAGAGGUUAACUACCUGUAUCAGUGGCUGUUGAGCUGAUUCCAACUCAUGGCAACCGCAUGUGAAUCAGAGUAGAGCUGUGCUCCGUAGGGCUUUCAAUGCUGAUCUUUUGGAAGUAGAUCACCAGGACUUUAUUACAAGGUGCCUCUGGGUGGACUUGAACUUUCAACCUUUUGGUUGGCAGCUUCCUUAAUCAUUUGCAGGGCCCAAGGACUUUUCCAGAUACAGGAAACAACAAAAAGUUUUGAGCCAGGGAAAAGCUGUCCAAAGGCUGGUUGGAGGGGGAGUGUAGUGAGAAGGGAGAGUGACUUGAGACGAGGUUGGAGGAGUAAGAGGUCCAGAUCUCAAAGGCCUCCCUUAGGUUGUGGUAAAAAUAGUUUAUUCUAAGUAAUAGAAAGCCAUUGAAGGGCUCUAAGCAGGGUAAAUGACCUGAACUAUGCAUAAAACACAGGCUUUAUCAUGGGAAAUGGAUUAUCCUUUAGGAUUUGGAAGGGGCUCAAAGCAAGUGUGUGACAAAAGACUAUGGAGGAGAUUGUGUUGCCUUCUGUGCAUUAUAAAUUAUUGGUAUAAAAAGUACCCUUAGAGAUGGAAAAACUAGUACUAAAUAGACAAUAAGUGGUAACUUUGGUGAAGAUUAAGACAGUACACAAUACUGGGGAAGCCAGCACAACCUGUACAAGGCAAGGUCAUGGAAGCUCCAUAGACACAAACUCCCUGAGGGACUGAAUUGCUGGGCUGAGGGCUGUGGGGACCAUGGUGUUAGGGAACAUCUAGCUCAACUGGUGUUAACAGUUUAUAAAGAAAAUGUUCUACAUUCUACUUUGGUGAGUAGCAUCUGGGGUCUUAUAAGACUGUGAAUGGCCAUCUGAGAUACUCUACUAGUCUCACCCCUUCAGGAGUAAGGAAGAAUGAAGAAAACAAAACAUACAAGGGAAAGAUUAGUCUAAAGGACUAACAGAUUAUAUCUACCACAGCCUCCACCAGACCGAGUCCAGUAUAUCUAGAUGGUGUCCAGCUACCACCACUGACUGCUCUGACAGAGCUCACGGCAGAGGGUCCCAGACAGAGCUGGAGAAAAAUGUAGAACAAAAGUCUUAACUCACAAAAAAAGAUCAGACUUCCUGGCCUGACAAAGACUGGAGAAAGUGUGGCCCCUGGACACACUUUUCGCUUAGUAAUGAAAUCAUUCCUGAGGUUCCCCCUUCAGCCAAAGAUUAGACAGGCCCAUAAAAAAAUGAAACUAAAGGCAUACCAGCCCAGGGGUAAGGACCAGAAGGCAGGAGGGCACAGGAAAGCUGGUAAUAGGGAACCUAUGAUUGAGAAGGGAGAGUGUUGACAUGUCGUGGGGUUGUUAACCGAUGUCACAAAACAUUUUGUGUACUAACUGUUCAAUGAGAACUAGUUCUGUAAACCCUCAUCUAAAGUACAAUAAAAAAAAAAGCACCGUUAGAAAACUA
Molecule: messenger RNA, 3456 nt
Organism: Loxodonta africana (African savanna elephant)
Lineage: Eukaryota; Metazoa; Chordata; Mammalia; Proboscidea; Elephantidae
Product: L-lactate dehydrogenase A chain
Exons: 8
Coding region: 155-1153 (332 amino acids)
Biological process (GO): lactate metabolic process; pyruvate metabolic process
Cellular component (GO): cytoplasm
Molecular function (GO): L-lactate dehydrogenase (NAD+) activity
Source: RefSeq, a predicted model, not a curated record